UCUUACAAAGAUUAUCUUAAAAAGAGAGUCAUAAUGGUUCUGAGUCUUCGAAAAGAAUUUCGAGUUAAAAACUUUGGAUUUCAAGAUGUUCAUAUAGGAAGAUUUUGUACAUUUCAGUGGCGACUACCUGGUUCUAUAUUUUUAAUCUAUCGAAUUGUAAUUGCCAUAUAUGUCAUAGUCUGGUUGAGUCUUACGGCUAAUGAUUCAUCAGGAGGUUUUCUAGGUUCCUUGUCAUGGGGAGCUUUUCUUACCAACUGGACCUACAUUCUUCUGACUUUGUAUUUUACUUACUAUGCAGUGUUAACUAUCAUUGUGUAUUUAGCAAGAUGGAGGUCUCCCAGGAAUUUGUUCAGACGACAGCAAAGUUCAGAACAUUGGCAGUUGUUUAGUGAAAUGUCUGCCAAUGGUUAUGAGGAAGUUCCAUCUGAUGGAGAAGUUUCUGCAGUUACCACUUAUACAAGAUCGCCAGUACCUUGGUAUUAUGCAAUAGUCUGGAUACUAUUAAAUGCAGCUAGUGUGGGAGCAAUUAUGGUGAGUCUUGUUUUUUGGGCUAUACUUGUACCAGGUUCAAAUUUGGGCCAAAUGACAAACAGCAAUAUUCAGCUUCAUCUGAUCAACAGUGUUCUAAUACUUAUAGAGCAUGCUGUCAUAGCCAUUCCUAUUAGACUGUUGCAUGUUAUUUAUCCAUUAAUAUAUGGUGUUAUUUAUGUAUUUUUUUCUGUCUUUUACUGGGUUGAUGAUCAUAGCCAUGUCAUGUAUGAGAUCUUAAAUUGGAAUAAUCCUGGUCCAACCAUUGGCUUUGUCAUUCUCAUCGGAUUUGUGAUCAUACCUAUCAUCCACAUCCUUAUAUACUGUUUAUACAGAUUGAAAAUGAAUAUUUUUCAUCGUUAUUGUUAGCAAAAUAUUUAUUUAUUUAUUUAAAUAUGAAACGAAAAGGUUAAUUUCUAAAAGUUUUAAAUAUGUUUUGGUUGUCUUCAAAUUAAAGUAGAAAAUGUUAAGUUGAAAUGAAUUAUACACCUUAGAAAUUCUUGUUUUUAAUUUUUAAAUCAUAACUUUUGAUAUUGUAAUGAGUAAUAUGAUUCUAUUUUAAUUGUGCAAUAAUAUUUUGGUAGUAUUUUUAGAACGGCCUUUCUAGACAUUUAGCUACAAUAAGCAUUAGACUAAAGUGUCUGCAUUUUUAAAGUUGUUUGUGAUCAAAUGAAAUGAGUCAAAAGUUGGGACAAAAUGAGCUAUUUAGUCAUUUCUUAUAUUAAGUGAUAUAAAUUUUCCAACAUAUCAUUUAAAAAAGUAAAAUAGAAAAAAAAGUUAUAAAGUUAUUAUUCCUUUUUCAUUAAAAAUACGUUUGUAAUUUAAAAUAACCAGUGCAAACAAAUUUCAAAAUGCUAAAACUUGGCAAAUUUGAAAUCAGUGGAAAAAAAAUCAGCAUCAAUGAAUCUAAUUAUUUCCUCUUUUCUAACUAGAUAUUAGUUUUGUCAACUUCUGUACCAUGUUUUACUGUGCCAUUUUCACUUUUUAUAAAAUUCCAAUACCAGUACAAACUUUAAAAUAUUGUUCUGUUGUUGUUGUUUUUUUUAAUGCCAUUUCUUGCUAUACAUUUGACUUGUACAUAAAGACAUUGUGAAUUUUUAAAUGAACAUUUUUUUUCAUUUUACUUGUACUUUAAAUAAUUUUUCUCACCAAAAACUCUUUAAUCAGAUUUGUUGUUAAAAUAAAGAGAAAAAUCUUGGUAUGAAGCUUGGAAUUCUAUUUUAAAAAAGUAAAAGAAACAUUACUGACAAUUUAAAAUGUUUCAAAAUUUAAAAAAAAAAACUUCUUCUAUAUGUAUGUUUUUAAUGUAGAGAUUCAUAUGUUUUGGCAAAAAAUUAUUUAACAAAUGGUUAUUUGAGGAUGUAGUUGUCAAGCAUAAUGGUCAAGCUUCUUAAUUUUCUCAACAUCAGCAGACCAUUGAAUGUAAGUUUACCAUGGAUGGUCUUCUCAUUCUUUAUCAGAUCAAUAGUACCCUACAUGCAUGUCAUUCAAGCUGUGGGUUGCUUGCAUAUAGCUGUGUAUUCUUAAGCUGCCCCUAGCUUUGAUAUUUCAUUUUCUGUUACAAUUAACCAAUGUCUUAUACACUGAAUUCUUUAGUCAUUUUUAAACAAUUUUUUUUUUACUGUAGUUUUAUUUACGUUGAUUUAAAAUAAAAGCAUUUCAUUGUAGCCAACAUAUAUUUAAAUUUAUGAAUGUUACUGAAACAAAACUUUGUUUUUCCAUGUUUGUUUUUCCAUGUUGGUUCAUUGAAUGGGGUGAUUCCCUACACUUUUUUUUUAACUCCACUGUUUUUUAUUGAAAAGCCUGUACCUUCUAAUAAAAAUUAUGGCUUUUAUAUAGCGCUACUUUCAUACGUAUAGCAUGCUCAGAGCGCUUUGGUCUAAUCUCAGUUGUGGACCAGUGGGGGGUAGGGGGUAUCUAGGAGAAUGUUUUUCCAUGCUGCCUUCAGGCACCUCAAGCCCCCUUCAUAGGUAGCCAAGCCAAGUUCAAGCGCACUUAGCCUCUCGACCACGCUUCCCACUGAUUAAUUAAUUAAUGUUAUAAUGCUGAUACAUAUUUAAUGCUGAAUUUGAAUAAUAAUUUAUGCAAUGUGGAUACCUUAUACACUUUUUUCUUCUGAGCCAUGGUUUUACUGUUACAUAUAAUGCCUCAGAUUGUCUGCCAUUUGGAUGAUGUCUAUACAUUUGAUUGGUGUAAGGAUUAGGAUAGGAAUUUAGGAUUACAUUAGAGACGCUAUUAAUUAUAGUUUCAGGACUUAAGUUUAUAAAAAACUUGUAAAAAUAUUGGAUUUUGAUGCUGAGGUCUCUACUUGACAGUUGUGUCUAAAAGUUGUAUGUAUUGCUUGAGAUUUAGGUCUAAUAGCUGUAUGCAGUACUGCUAAACAAUCACAUUGUACUUGCCAUACAAUAUUUAAUAAUAGCGAAUGAGGUCAUUGUUAUCAUCAGUCAUUUAGAAAUGUGGUACAGCAGUGAUUCAACAUUCCCAUAAUGCCCAAUAUCCACUGCCUAAUUUGUCUUUCAAAGUUUUUCACAUUAUUUUCAGAAAAAUAUAUUAGUUGUUUAAAUCAUAUUGUGACAAAUAUUAUUAUUCAUUUGAAAAAUACAUGACAACUGUACUUUUUUUUUUUUUUUACUAGAUUUCAAUGACAUUUAGAAACAAUAGAUUUCAUAUAUUUAUUUUUAUCAUUGUCCUAGUAGUAGAUUAUAUAGCUCAGAAAUAGGGGCAACAACUGCUUUUCAUCUUCAGAAAGUAAACAGUUUUGUUUUAAAUACACAAAUGUUUUUUAUGUAAUGUUUUUAAAACAAGAUUUUAAUGUAUAGUAUAUAUUACUGAAUAUUGUGAAAGGUGAAGAUCAUACAACUGCUGUCUUCUGUCACAUAUGUGUGUAAAUAUGAAAAUAUAUAUAUAAGUUUUUGUGUUUAUGAAGUGACUAUUAAAAAAAAUUAAGUACACUUUGUCAUAAUAGGUACAACAACUACUUAUAGUGUUCUCAAAGCCUCCAUGUUUAAAAAAAACAAUUAAAGUAAGAAAUUUGUAUUUUCAUACAUAUAGGUCUACAUGUAAAAAAAAAAAAAAGUAAACUGUCAGUUUGUGUAUAAUGUAAUAUACUGUAUUACGAGAUGACAUGAUGGUCCCAAGUUUCAAUGUAGCCUACUGCCAUCCUACAGGAGGCUAGGUUAGGACAUAAUAGUCUUCAUUUAUAAAGGAAUCUUAUCUUAUAUAAUAUAGAAGUUACUUUAAAAAAGUAGAUGAUUACGUGUCUGAAUGUCUAAAACUUAAAAAAAAACAGACCUUAAACAAAAGUGAAAUUGAGUUGUAAUUUUAAAAAUAUGUUUCUAUUUAUUUUAUUUUACUAACAGACUUUAUAUUAUAAAGGAGUUCAGAAGUAUACAUGAAUAUAUUAGAGAUUUUUUAAUUCUAAAUAUGAUUUUAUCAAAUGUAUGUUAGUUGUUGAUUUUUUUAUGUGAAUGUAUUGAUCAUCACUUGAUGUUUCAAUUUUUUUUUUUAUAAAAUGUUGAUUAUCUUUUAAAGGAGAUGGUUGAAAUAUGAGAUAUAUUUAUAUCUAAGAUCUGAAAUCUAAUAAAGCCUUUAUGUUGGACUUAUCACUUUAACUGGGCUUUUGCUAAUUGUUUUGAAAUAGACACUUGAUUCCAGUAAGAAUGUUUACAUUGAAUAAAAAAAAAAAUCAACAUUUUUUUCCAAUCACCUCAUGUGUACAACUUUCACAAGCUGAUAUUAUUUCGUUUGUUUAUUGGCUUUUUAUUAAGCAUCACAGAAUAAAAAUGUGUAAAAUCAUCAAAUAAUUAAUUUAUAUUAAAAGAAAUUUUAAAGAAUUAAUCAUCUUUUUACUGGUAAGUUUUUUAAUGUUUAAAAUAAAUAGAUCUUUUAGUGAGCAUUAUUAAUAGGCCUACACUUUGAUGAACUUUUUAAAAACAAAAUACUCAAGUAACAAAUUAAAAUGCUUGUAUUUAUUUUAUGGUAACUCAAACUUUAAAAAAAAUGAUGUUUAUGUAUUAUUAUUUUUGUUAUUUAAAAUCUUGAGAUUAUUGUCUUUUGUUCAAUUGUUGUAUAUUUUUGUGGGGUGUGGUGUGGGCAUCUUUUGAAAAAAAAAAGUCACAAUUUUACUAUGAAUCUUUAAAAAAAAAAAAUUUUAAACAAAAAAAUAGUUAGUCAUAUUUUAAAAAAAAAGAUGGGCUUAGACUGUUACAGAUGAUUAUCAAUCUUUUUUGUUUUAUUUUCUCUAAAUAUGCAUUUUCACCAUUUGAAUGAUUUGUCAGGUAGUGUCAAAUCUAUAUGUAUGAAUGUUAUGAAUAUAUUAUGACUUGAUUGUCAGCCGGACUUUUUAAAAUCAAUUUAAAAAUUAUUUUUUUUCAUAUUUUAAAAUGUUUUGAUUGCAAUCCCCUAAGGGUGUACAAGUUUUACAAAGAUAGAUUCACUCGGGUAUGUCAAAUACAUUUCCCUCUUUCAAAAAAAAAAUAUUAAUAAAAGCAUAAGUAUACCCUU
This is a messenger RNA of Biomphalaria glabrata, 5031 nucleotides long. Its product is annotated as protein rolling stone-like. The transcript is spliced from 4 exons. The record is from RefSeq and is a predicted model, not a curated record. NCBI's taxonomy places the organism in Eukaryota, Metazoa, Mollusca, Gastropoda, Planorbidae. Gene Ontology annotation, cellular component: membrane. Bases 34 to 897 code for a protein of 287 amino acids.